CAGUUUAUUUGGAUUUUAGAAUUGUAAUAGGCAAACAGUAAGAAAUGUUAGCCCUGAAAUAAAAUAAAAUUUACCACAAAAUACAAAUUACAAUACUAUUUUUUCUCUGUGCCAUAUCGUACUAUUAAAACUUAAUAUUAGGAUUUUUUAUAAUAUAUUAAUACUAUCACGUUAUAGUUACAAUUGUUGUAAUUUAGUUUUUUAUUUAUUGUGGAAUUUACAAAAGUUGAUACCUACCUAAUUAAUAAAAUGUUAAAUGCAAAUUCAUAUUAUGAUUCUAUCUUCAACUCGUAAUAAUAAACUACAGGGGAAUUAGUAUUUAUUACAUUUAAAAUGAAUUCAACUGAAAAAAUUCUGAAAAACUUGAGUGCAGAUAAAAUGUCUCAAGUUGUUGCAGGUGUGCAAGCAGAUUUAGAUAAUGAAAUAAUCAAAACAAAACAAACUCUAGAUCAAAUUGAUCAAAAUAUUUUUACUUGUAUCAACAAUUUAAAAAAACUUAGAAGAAGUAUCAUUAUAUCACAUUAUGCAAAAAUGAAAAAUAAUGCUGAUGGUCAUAAAAACAGUCAAAGAGAUGCCCUUCUGAAAAACUUGGAUUGUGAAGACGAAGCAAAAGAUUUGAGUGUAUUUAUGACAAAUCUGAAUAGUGUAUCGACACAAGCAAAAACUGAACCCAUGAGCAACAUUGAAGAAUUAAGCAAAACCAUCUUACAAAAUACUUUACCUCCCGCAAACUUUAUUCCUAAGACUGGGUUGAUAGAUUUAACAUUUGUUAUUGGAAAUAUUGUUAAAAUAAGUGAUUCUGAAAAUGAAAUGAAAUACAAAUGGACUGUUUAUGUUCGCAAUGCAGAAGAAGGAGUUGACAAUUUGAUUUACAUUGACAAAGUAACAUAUUUCUUACAUGAAUCCUAUGAACCUAACCAUAUUGUAGAUGUAAUUAAAAAACCAUUUUCAUUAACAAGACAUGGUUGGGGAGAAUUUGUAAUUCGCUUACGUUUGCACUUCAAAGGGAACAUGAAUGUUAAAACUGAUGUUUACCAUAAACUGUGCCUGAAUAAAGACAUAACAGUUGGUAUCCCAAUGGUUGCUAAAGAACAAACUGUUAAGUACAAAUUAUUACUGCACAAAUAGAAGUAUUUUUUAAUGUAGAUUUAGACUUUGUAAAUUGUGUACA
Rhopalosiphum maidis (corn leaf aphid) is the source of this 1171-nucleotide messenger RNA. Its product is annotated as YEATS domain-containing protein 2-like. The transcript is spliced from 2 exons. The coding region runs from base 334 to 1128 and encodes 264 amino acids. The record is from RefSeq and is a predicted model, not a curated record. Gene Ontology annotation, cellular component: NuA4 histone acetyltransferase complex. Gene Ontology annotation, biological process: chromatin remodeling; regulation of transcription by RNA polymerase II. Gene Ontology annotation, molecular function: histone binding. NCBI's taxonomy places the organism in Eukaryota, Metazoa, Arthropoda, Insecta, Hemiptera, Aphididae.